Oncorhynchus mykiss (rainbow trout) is the source of this 4220-nucleotide messenger RNA. It is a transcript of the gene cacna2d2b, whose product is annotated as calcium channel, voltage-dependent, alpha 2/delta subunit 2b. Gene Ontology annotation, cellular component: voltage-gated calcium channel complex. Lineage: Eukaryota; Metazoa; Chordata; Actinopteri; Salmoniformes; Salmonidae. The record is from RefSeq and is a predicted model, not a curated record. Gene Ontology annotation, molecular function: voltage-gated calcium channel activity.
GCUGAGACUAGUGCAGAGUGGGCGAGUGAGCGACUGCGGUAUCUUGGCAGGAGCAUCAAUCAUAGGCUCGUCCACAUUUGUUUACCGUCGAAAUCAGCAGGCGACCCGAAAUAAACUCGAAAGGCGAUUGAACAUUAACGUUUUGGGAUCUUAGUUCACAUUUUUCCAAACCCGUUUUCAAGAUUUUUAAUGGAAAAUGGCGAUAUGCACUCCGUCUUGCAGCAUUGUCUGCUUGGUAUCUUUCCAGAUUAUCUUGAUUGUCAAUGUACAGUGGCCUGGCGCCGAUGGUCUCACGUUCCCCCAGCAAUACACAAUAAUGCACUGGGCCAGGCGCAUUGAGCAGGAGAUCGACAGAGUCUUCCAGCACAUCAGCGGAGCCCAGCAGCUAAAAGGGAUCUACAAUGAGAAAAGAAGGCAGUUCAGCCUGGUAAAGAAUUCUCCUUAUGAGAUGGUGGAGAAGGUAGCAUCAGACAUCGAGAAGCUACUGGCCAAGAAACGCAAAGCACUUGAUAGGCUGGCCAGUGAAGCAGAACGUGUCCAGCGAGACCAUCCCUGGCACGACAGCGUCAAGGAGUGGAACAUGACGUAUUACGAUUCCAAGGCAGAGCUAGACUAUCAGUACUCCCUGCAAGAUGGUGAUGGGGAAACAGUGAGCCCUCCACUACAGGUGGAGUUUGUGUAUGACCCUAACUUCAAAAAUAAGGUCAACUACUCCUUCACAGCCGUUCAGAUCCCCACAGACAUCUACAAAGGAGCCCCAGUGAUUCUAAAUGAGCUGAACUGGACCCAGGCGCUGGAGAAGGUGUUUAUGGAGAACAGUCAAGAGGAUCCUUCACUACUCUGGCAGGCGUUUGGUAGCGCCACUGGGGUCACUCGCUACUACCCAGCCACACCGUGGAGGGCCCCUGAUAAGAUCGACCUUUAUGAUGUGAGGAGAAGGCCAUGGUACAUCCAAGGGGCUUCAUCCCCCAAAGACAUGAUCAUACUCGUUGAUGUGAGUGGCAGUGUGAGCGGCCUCACUUUGAAGCUGAUCAAGUCAUCAGUGAUGGAGAUGCUGGACACUCUGUCUGAUGACGACUAUGUCAACGUGGCCAGGUUUAAUGAAAAGGCCGAGGCAGUGGUCCCUUGCUUCAAACACCUGGUCCAGGCCAACGUUCGCAACAAGAAGAUCUUCAAAGAGGCUGUAAAGCUCAUGCAAGCUAAAGGCACCACAGACUACAAGUCUGGUUUCCACUUUGCCUUCAAUCAGCUACUAAACAAGACGAAUGUCCCGCGAGCUCACUGCAAUAAAAUAAUCAUGCUGUUCACUGAUGGAGGAGAGGAUCGAGCUCAGGACAUCUUUGAGCAGUACAAUUGGCCCAACAAAACGGUGCGGGUCUUUACAUUCUCUGUGGGGCAGCACAACUAUGAUGUCACACCCUUGCAAUGGAUUGCGUGUGCCAAUAAAGGUUUCUAUUUUGAGAUCCGCUCCAUCUGUGCCAUAAGGAUUAACACCCAGGAGUACCUGGAUGUGCUGGGCCGCCCCAUGGUCCUGGCAGGCAGCCGUGCCAAGCAGGUUCAGUGGACCAAUGUCUAUCAGGAUGCCUUGGGUCUGGGACUUGUUUUUACUGGGACCAUGCCUGUUUUUAAUCUCACCGUGGAUGGAAACUCACAGAAUCAGCUCAUAUUAGGUGUCAUGGGGGUGGACGUGCAUCUGGACGAAAUCAAAAAGCUGACGCCCCGAUACAACCUUGGAGCCAAUGGGUACAUAUACGCCAUCGACCCAAAUGGAUACCUUCUCCUGCAUCCAAACCUUCACCCAAAGCUGCUCGACCUACCAGAGCCUGUAACACUUGACUUCCUGGAUGCUGAGGUGGAGGACAGUUCCAAACAGGAAAUCCGCAAACAUAUGAUUGAUGGCAGACCGGGUGACAUGCAGAUUAAGACGCUUGUAAAAUCAAUUGAUGAGCGAUACAUAGAUGAGGGAGUUCGGAGUUACACCUGGACACCCAUCAAUGGUACAGACUACAGUCUGGGCCUGGUACUGCCGCCCUACGGUGAAUACUACAUCCAGGCAGACCUGAGUGAUGUGAUGCUGCAGCUCCAGUAUCUGCAAUCUUUGCUGCCCAGCUCCUUUGAAUCAGGGGGACACGUGUUCCUGGCUCCCAGGGAAUACUGCAAGCGUCUGCACAUCUCUGACAACAACACACAGUUCCUAGAGAACUUCCUAUCUCUCAUGGUGGAGAUCACACCAGAAUCUGAAGACUGUGAUCAAGGCCUCAUUCACAAUCUGAUCUUGGAUUCUGGAAUCAUCUGGCAGCUAGCAUCUAGAGUGUGGAAGAACAAGGAUAUCCAAACGUAUGGUUUCCUGGCAUUAUUUGCAGCCACAGAUGGAGGUGUAACCCGGGUCUUCCCCAACUCGGCUGCUGAGUCGUGGGAUGAGGACCCUGAGCCCUUCAACUCUAACUACUACCGCCGCAGCCUUGACAACAAGGGCUAUAUGUUCAGAGCUCCACCCAGAGCCUCCAUGGAUGAUCCGGUGACCUCUGAGAACGGCACCAUCGGAAUCCUGGUCAGCACUGCCGUGGAAGUCAACCUGGGAGGCAAGAACCUGAAACCGGCAGUGGUGGGGGUGAAGCUAGACUUGGAAGCAUGGGUAGACAAGUUCAAGAUCUUGGCCAGCAAUGUGUCUGACAGUCGUCAGGGCUCGCAAAAGUGUGGGCCAUCCAGAAGUUGUGAGAUGGACUGCGAAGUCAACACUGAUGACUUACUCUGCUAUCUGAUUGACGAUGGUGGCUUCCUGGUGAUGUCCAACCAGAGGGAUCACUGGAAAAAGGUGGGCCUUUUCUUUGGUGAUGUGGACCCCUAUCUUAUGCACGCGCUGUAUAACAACUCCAUCUAUGCCCGCCGGCAGUCUUUUCAGUACCAGUCAGCAUGUGAGCCAGUCAGCAGCAGCCACACAGGGGCAGCACCCAGGGGCAUCUUUGUGCCCUCCAUCGCAGACAUGCUCAGUCUGGCCUGGUGGACAUCGGCGGCAGCAUGGUCUGUAGUCCAGCAGCUGCUCUAUGGACUGGCCUACAACAGUUGGCUCUACACAGGUGAUGUUCUGGCAGAUGGGUUUGACCAGAAGGAGAGCAGCUGUGUGACCAUCCAAAGCCAGUUCUACUUCACCAACACCACCAACUCAUACAAUGUGCUGCAGGACUGUGGGAACUGCUCCAGGUUAUUUCAUGCUAAGAGGAUAGAGAACACCAACCUGUUGUUUGUGGUGGCUGAGACACUGCCCUGUAGCUCCUGUGAGAUUGAGAGACUGACCCAGGUCAAAACGGAGUUCCAGGAGGAGGAUCCCUGUGAGGUGUUGAACUCUGCACGCUACCGGAGAGGCCCGACCGAAUGCUGGGACUACAACAUUUGGGAGAACACAUCGGAGUGUGGGAGAGGCCAUUCCCUACAAUCUUCAAUAGGAAUCCUUUUCUCUAUCCAGCUGAUCCUGACUCUUCUCUCUCUCUGACACCUGGACUAGACCAUUACCACAGUCAUCAUCCACUAUCUCCUGACAUCCAUUAUCUUACUCUUCCCUUUGUUCUUCAACAUUUCUUUAUCCACUUCUGGUCGGGGAUUGACCUCUGCCAAAACAGUUUUUUUUUCUCAUAAUUCCAAUUUCCUCUUUCCUCUCCCUUUCUCUAGUGUGAUUUCCCUUAAUCUCUCUCUCUGCAUUGCCAUUGCAUGUCUCAUAUGACAGGCCACUUGAAAAGAAGAGAGAUUCUCUUAUUUUGAUGACAGUAAAUUGCCCCAAGUGUGAGAUAUGGAUUUUUUUUUAAAUCAUCCAUAUCCUUUAAAAAAAAUCACUUCAUUUGAAUGUGUGAUAAAGGGAUGUUAUGACAAAUAUUUUAUUGACUUAGAUGUUAGUUAGCAUCAAUGCUAAAUAUGUUCUAAAAGUGCUUCCAAAAGCCAAAUAAGAAGUGAUUGAGAGAUUUUAAAAAACAACAACACUGUAACAAAAGUACAGUGGACCGUUGCUAUCAACUGAUACAGUACAUUUUGUUUUUGUGAAUUUUACAUGAACAUAUAGUAAAUAUAUAAAUAAAAAAAUGCGUAAAAUAUAUUCCAAAGAUGUAUUUUUGUUCAUAUAUAUAUAUAUAUAUAUAUACACACAGUACCAGUCAAAAUUUGACACACCUACUCAUUCCAGGGUUUUUCUUUAUUUUUACUAUUUUCUACACUGAAGAAUAAAGUAGCCA